This is a messenger RNA of Ricinus communis (castor bean), 793 nucleotides long. RefSeq names its product anaphase-promoting complex subunit 11. The coding region runs from base 62 to 235 and encodes 57 amino acids. The transcript is spliced from 2 exons. Lineage: Eukaryota; Viridiplantae; Streptophyta; Magnoliopsida; Malpighiales; Euphorbiaceae. Gene Ontology annotation, biological process: protein ubiquitination; anaphase-promoting complex-dependent catabolic process; positive regulation of mitotic metaphase/anaphase transition. The record is from RefSeq and is a predicted model, not a curated record. Gene Ontology annotation, cellular component: anaphase-promoting complex; nucleus. Gene Ontology annotation, molecular function: zinc ion binding; ubiquitin protein ligase activity; cullin family protein binding.
GUGGCAUGCUAUUGCUUCAUGGACUUGGGAUGCUCAAGACGAAACAUGUGGGAUCUGUAGGAUGGCCUUUGAUGGCUGCUGUCCUGAUUGCAAACUCCCUGGCGAUGAUUGUCCAUUAAUCUGGGGUGUAUGCAACCAUGCUUUCCAUCUUCACUGCAUCUUGAAAUGGGUGAAUUCACAGACUUCCCAAGCACAUUGUCCUAUGUGCCGCAGAGAAUGGCAAUUUAAAGGAUGAUGAAUUCUUCUGUUGUAUGAUUGAUGGCCUUUUCUUUGUGGUUGUCAAUCCUGUUUCUCCUUGGCGGCUCUUCUGGCGAACUCCAGAAAGAUGAGCUUGAAGCUUCCAAUAGUUAAUGUCUAUUCGAAUCUGUCGUUUCUUGAUCUGUCUCUUUUAACUUUUAGUUGACAUUAAAUAUUUGAGCCGACGCAAGUGAAACAGCACAGUUUUUAGCUUCUGGUAAAUUAUUGUGGAUGUUGGAGGAAAGGAGAAGGUAUCAGAAGAGGAGUGAUCAUUAUUGGUAUUCAGCAGGAAGACAAAUACAGAGCAUUUCGGUUGCAAGUUUCAUUUGUCUGUCUGGUUUGUAAGCUGCCCUGCUGCUACUAUUAUCUUGUACGAUAUGUGUCAUUAUCUGCUCGCCACCUUUGCACAUAUUGUCAUUAACACCAAAGCAUUCAGCUAAAUGGUGGCACUUCCAUUUGAGCUAUGAUGCCACCGUUUGAAAAUCUGAGUUUUGCUAUGGGUUAGCUGUGUCAAAUUCUAUGCCCUGGUAUAAUUAUAACAAGCUGCUUUUGAUUA